Eruca vesicaria subsp. sativa (arugula) is the source of this 1769-nucleotide messenger RNA. Lineage: Eukaryota; Viridiplantae; Streptophyta; Magnoliopsida; Brassicales; Brassicaceae. The record is from the annotation of a GenBank genome assembly.
GCUCCACGUGUACCGGACAUGAGAAACAUCUGCCUUAAACGUUCCGGUCUUCACCGAGAGAACAUUUCUCCAAAUCUCCCACACUGUAACCCAUGGCCACGAUUCCUCCCCACUUCCCCAUGGCGACCCGCUCUGCUCUUCGCCGUGCGUCCUCCUCCGUCUAUCUCUUCAGCACGAUGAAACUGUUUAAACCGAGAGCCUUCUCUUCCUCAGUAAAACUCCCCACGAAACCUCCUCUUUGCACCGCCGACGAGCUUCAUUACGUCUCUGUUCCCAACAGCGAUUGGCGUCUUGCUCUCUGGCGCUACUUCCCUCCUCCUCAGGCGCCGAAGAGGAAUCAUCCUCUCUUACUCUUAUCUGGAGUAGGAACUAACGCCAUCGGAUAUGAUCUCUCUCCCAAUUGCUCUUUUGCAAGACACAUGUCCGGUCAAGGAUUCGAGACGUGGAUCCUCGAGGUUCGUGGAGCAGGGUUGAGUACAAGAGUAUCUGAUCUCAAGGACGUUGAGGACUCUGCUCACGAGUUGUCUCAUCAGAUACAGUCCACUGCUAAAGCUGCAGCUAAAGAAGCUACAUAUGAGAAACAUGUUACUGAUAGUGCUCCACAACCAGCUUCUGAUGUUUCAGUUGUCGGUGAAGCCUCUGCUUGGGACGAGUCAAAGAUCGUGGCGAGGUUAACCGCAACGUUCAUGCGUUUGUCUGAAAGGCUUUCUGGUUUUCUCAGUGAAGGUCAGUCAGUGUUUAUGUCUGCUAAGCUGUUUGACAAGAUCGCUAUGCUUUUGGAAGAUUCAAGGAUGUACGAGAGGUUUAAUGAGAUAAGAUCAAAGCUUUUGAGUUUGAUUGAGUCGAGGCAGAACUCAGGGAUUGGUAACCAGAUUAGGGAGUUGACUCAGCGGCUUGUGAAUCUUCUUGAUGAUGGUCAGAAGUCUGUAUCUCCUCCGUUGAUUGAUUUGCAAGAGAGGCUUACUUCUACUAUUGAAGAUUUUCAGAACCAGUUGGAUUUGAUUGUUAAGUAUGAUUGGGAUUUUGAUAAUUACCUUGAAGAGGAUGUCCCUGCUGCGAUUGAAUAUGUAAGAGCGCAAUGUAAGCCCAAGGAUGGUAAGCUAUUUGCUAUUGGACACUCCAUGGGUGGUAUCUUACUAUAUGCAAUGCUAUCACGUUGUGCUUCUGAGGGACGAGAGCCUUGUUUGGCAGCUGUGGCAACGUUGGCUUCAUCGGUGGAUUACACAACUUCAAAUUCUGCUCUCAAAUUGCUCAUACCUCUAGCUGAUCCAGCACAAGCUCUGAGUGUUCCAGUUGUUCCUUUGGGGGCUCUGUUGGCUGCAGCUUAUCCUCUCUCGUCACGACCUCCAUACGUAUUAUCUUGGCUUAACGGUUUGAUAUCAGCAACGGAUAUGAUGCACCCUGAACAGUUACAGAAGCUUGUCUUGAAUAACUUCUGUACCAUACCUGCAAAACUUCUUAUUCAGCUGACAACAGCCUUUCGAGAAGGAGGGUUACGAGAUCGUAGUGGUGAAUUUUACUACAAGGAUCAUCUUUCCAUAACCACUGUCCCAGUCUUAGCUCUUGCGGGUGAUCGAGACUUGAUUUGUCCCCCUGUAGCUGUAGAAGACACUGUUAAGCUGUUCCCUGAGAAUCUGGUCACAUAUAAGUUACUCGGAGAACCAGACGGACCACAUUAUGCACACUAUGAUUUGGUUGGAGGACGACUGGCAGUGGAGCAAGUCUAUCCUUGCAUAACUGAGUUUCUUAGCCACCAUGAUUCUACAUAA